GUUCCAAACAACCGCUCUUUCAGGCACGCCACACAACGUCUCAAAACGGCAGAUGGCCAAAGCCAAAGGCAAGAAAACGUCGCUCAAGGCCGCUCUAUCCUCUCAGCAAUCCAGGUUGAAGAAAAAGCAGGAGUUCGUCCAUGCAGAGCAAGCCGAGAAGGCGAAGCAAAGCGCACGGGCGAAAGGCAAGGCGAAGGCUCUGCCGCCUCGACCGACCAUUCCCUUCGAUCCGACAGAUCGCAUCUUGCUGAUUGGAGAGGGAACUUCUCAUUCGCCCGCGCCCUCGUUUUCGACGCACCUAGUGCUCUUGAGUUUCUACCUCCCGGAAAUGUCGCGGCCACUGCCUACGAUAGCGAGGAUAAUGCUAUUCGAAGUAUCCGGACGCGCAGGGUAUCGUGGACGCCUCAGGAAGAAGGGCGUACAGGUCCUGUUCAACGUCGAUGCUACCAAACUGGAGAAAUGCGCCGUGUUGAAAGGAACGAAGUGGGACAAGAUCGUGUGGAACUUCCCUCAUGCCGGUAAAGGCAUCACAGAUCAGGACCGCAAUAUCUUAGCAAACCAAGUUUUGAUAUUGGACUUCCUCCGUUCUGCUGCACCUCUCCUUACAUCGGGUCCAGUACCGACUAUCAUGCGACCUCGGAAACGAAAAGCGGACCCCGAUGAGGAUGAGGAUGACGCUCCUGAUCACGCAGAGGAAGCAGACGCAAACAAUCUUACGAGCCCGCGGGGCAGCAUCCUCAUCACGCUGCGCAACGUCCCUCCAUACACACACUGGGAUGUCCCAAAAAUGGCGAAAAAUCCGCCCCCGCCUACUACAUCGUCUUUAGGCCCGCCGAAUCCGCGCUAUGUGCAGUUACGUUCGUUCGUGUUCCAUAGACGGCUUUGGAUGGGUUACGAACACCGUAUGACGAAGGGCGAGCGGGCACAUGGGCAGGGCAAGACGGGCGAGGGGGGUGAGGAUCGUACAUGGCAGUUCUGCCUGGCGGACUAGCCGGCGUCUUGGAACACGUAUGUUAGCUCAAAAAUCUCGGCGGUAGAAGUACUGUCUGCGUUGU
Messenger RNA from Fomitopsis serialis, 1055 nucleotides. RefSeq lists its product as uncharacterized. The coding region runs from base 53 to 991 and encodes 312 amino acids. NCBI's taxonomy places the organism in Eukaryota, Fungi, Basidiomycota, Agaricomycetes, Polyporales, Fomitopsidaceae. Gene Ontology annotation, molecular function: rRNA (uridine-N3-)-methyltransferase activity. The transcript has 3 exons. Gene Ontology annotation, cellular component: cytoplasm. The record is from RefSeq and is a predicted model, not a curated record. Gene Ontology annotation, biological process: rRNA base methylation.